Bursaphelenchus xylophilus (pine wood nematode) is the source of this 1123-nucleotide messenger RNA. The record is from the annotation of a GenBank genome assembly. NCBI's taxonomy places the organism in Eukaryota, Metazoa, Nematoda, Chromadorea, Rhabditida, Aphelenchoididae.
AUGGAAAUGCAGAUUUUGCUGAUUUUUGUUUUCUUGUUUUUGCUGCUAACCGAUUUUGUUGAUGGAUUCUACUAUCUGAUGCCUGUUUGUGACCGUCUCACGCCCGGGAUGAAGGUUCGAUUUUAUGCGAGAGUGAUUCGGCCCACUUGGAUCAUCCAAUUCCACGCGAACCGAGAGAAACAAUGUUCGAAUGAGUUGAUGAAUUUGGAGACGGAUCGCCCUUUCCACGUGAACCAUUACUUUGUCCAUCCGGUGGACCCGAGUCUGGACCAUGAGUACACGUUUGCGGCGGGAACGUCGGAUGCGUGGGAUUUUUACAUCCAUCGGCCAAUGGGACCGUUGCAACGCGGCCAACUUUUCCAAGCGGAUAUUGUGGUGAUUGAAGGGGGUUAUGAAUAUUGGGUGGAUGGAAGAUACAUUGCAACUGUGAGGUAAGGCUUUAUUUUAAACUGGAGUGCCUUAUCUGAAGGACUUCCCUAGUAAAACGGUGUAUUUUCCGCCCAAAAUUUUGUCUGUUUUCAAUUUUAAAUGUGAUUUCCGCGCUUUUUUCAGGUCUCCCUACUCCUACGAAAAGGUCGAUUGCGUUUUAGCCACGGAUGACGCAAUCGUUUACAAUCAAUGGAUUGAAGGCCAACCCAAUUGCACUUAUCGGUCCAACGACACUGCAAGGAAUCGUACAACUACUUCAGCGCCGACGACAGCGUAUCCCACCACUCAAUGUAACUGCGUUUGCCCCACAACAACGCUAGCUCCGAUUACUCCAACAACAAGUGGUACAACGAUAACUUUAGCCCCCAUAACACCAUCAACUGUGACAACUACUUCGACGACGACUACUACUCCAACUACUACUUCUACUACUACUAGUACUACUCAAAGUUCUACUACUUCUACUACUACUAGUACUACACCUACUACUACUACUACUACACCUACUACUACUACUACUACUGUUGCUCCAAAAUGGCAAUGCCCGUAUCCUCCGUAUGCGCAGAUCUUGGAGGGCCAAGUUUAUGACAAUUGCACGGCUCCUACUGGAGGUACCCCGCCGUUAUCUUGCCCUGGACUUCCGGGAACCAUUGUACAACAGGGUCAAGUGGUGCCACAAGGAUGUCUUGGAUGA